GGAACAGCUCUUGGGGAAAAAUUGUUGGAGGCCGGAGUCAAUUUACUGACAAAGGAGUUAAACAGUAGAGUAAAGACCAAAGAACAGGAAAAAAAAUCAGACUCCUGCACCAACUGUGCAAGGACAGCAGCCAUUUACAUUUCCAUUUGGUGCUGGUGGAUUGAUAAUGAACGGAUGCUUUGGAAGUGGAUAUCAACCUGGUGAUCGCUGUUAUGACGCCACGUGGGCAACCACCAAAUGUAUUGAUCUGAUACCUGGAGCCACAUUUGUGGGAGUUGGCUUUGAUGGCCGAGGAGACUACAGUCCUGAGUCCAGCAGAAUGGAUCUUGUACAGAGAGCCUGUGCUCGGAAACAAAGAUACAACGGAAAAAUGAUUCCCGACACAAUGAAGCUCCUUGGAGUAUACGACACAAGUGCCAAUAUGCAGGUAUUCUACAGUCGGUCUGAAUACCAAAAAUAUCUAGAACAGCAGUCAGGCGUCUCCGGAUCCGGCUUUGGUUUCUAUGGUGGGGUGAAAAAAGCUUGGGGAAGCACAGCUACUGAAGGCUCACAGAAAUAUCUCGCUGUAUUUGAUAUUGAUGUUGACAGGUAUGAAAUUUUUAUGGAUGUGGUGAAGCCUGACAAUUUGAACGUCGGAUUCCUUCGAGAGUUCAUGAUGCUUCCAACCUCAUACUACGAGCCAGGGGCAGCUCUAAAAUUUCAGGAUUUUAUUCAACGCUUUGGAACUCACUAUAUCAAGGCAGGACGAUUCGGUGGCCAACUAGAGAUCCGCAAAAGCAUGGAUGCACAGGAGGUGUCAUCUAAAACAGAGUUUAGCGAGGUUAUGGAAUUUGAAUUUAAAUCUUUCUUUGCCAGUGCUGGCGCCAGAAAGAGCGACACAGAAGGUGAAAGACAAAGGUCCCAAACCAAAACCUCUUCCACCUCUAUGUCUGUCCAAGGAGGGAGUCAGGAGAUUGCGGCUGUCAUUUCUGAUGUCUACGCUCCCACGUUUAAAGCCGAGUUUAAGGAAUGGCUUAAGUCAAUUCCCACGUUCCCAAAGGCCUUCAAAUUCACAAUCAGUUCUAUAACAGAAUUGCUGAAUUUCCGAUCUUCUGACCUUUUUCCCGAUGCAGCGCCAAGUUUUGGAUGUGAAGCACACAGAGCUGAGUUGCGGAAAGACUCAAGGACUAAUAAACACUACUACAAUGCAACUGUCAAUGGAACUGUCGUCAAAGAGUUCUGUGAAUAUCUCAGCCGAGAGGCACUUGAGUACUCUAUCCGCCAGCGGAGAACUUCAUUGAAGAGAGCAAUUGAUGUUUAUAUGGAAGAGGGAUCAAUCUCGGUAUCUGACAUGUCACUGGCUCCUGGCAUACCCGGGUGCCAAACACAGAACUACAAGUAUCAAACGAAAGCUGGAAGGCCAUCAUGGGUCGAGAUGACCAAGCACCAAGCUGCCUUCAAAGUGAUCUUUAAAAUGGACAAUGACUUGACAGGUUCCUACCAUGGAAUGGUCAAGAUUCCAAGUCAGUUGGAGUGUUUCGUAAGGUUCAUUGAUGGAGAGUGGGUAGUCAGUAAAAGUGAUGACAAAUUUGACUUUUUUAGUGGUUGCAAACGCGGUGGUAGCGGGAACGUGGACUCUGGAGAUCACUACCUUUGCAUUUAUGGAUUAGUGCUCAAAUACGACGAAGAGAGAGGAGCACUGAACGUCGACGAACAGGGGUUCAACAUUUCAAGAAAGACUUUCCAAAAGCUAGAUACGAACUUGAUUGGUGGAGAGAUAGCCAGGGUGGAAUGGCCAGCCGAGCACAUAUUUCAAAUGCAGGAGGUAGUUGGUUAUUUGCCAUGCAACGUGAAAUGGUCAAAUGCUCUAAGGUUUGACCCUGGUCAGGGAGGAAAAUGUCUCCAUUUUACCGCUUCAACUAAAGGCACAGUUUUUGUCAUCUUUUCUGUCAUUCCUAAGGACAAAGACACUUGGUACUAUGUGCAGAUUUCUCCUCAUGGGGUUGGAAUCUUUAAGUCACAGGCUCUGAAAGUGUCAAGUGUGGAUGUCGAUGCAGUUGGAUUGGGAGAUGAAAUCUUGUACCAGCCAUAUUUUGUUUGUGUCAAACAAGAACCCGAUGCCACUGUCAUAGAAUACGGGAAAAGUCAAGGCACCACUGAGAAGGGAGAGAUCUACCUAUCCAUGAUCGACAAAGAGAAGCCGAACCUUCACAUACGAUUUUAUGCGUUUGGAAAUGGAGAGGACGCAUUGGAAAUCACUGACGCCCAUGUACUUAAGCGCAGCUUUACCAAAGCGGAAUGCAAGGGAGACACAUCAAAAGACGAAGGAACCAAUACAUGCGUUCAGAAGUGUCACGAGAUGUGUGACCCCUUAAAAGGUUGCAGGAGUACUUCUAGUGGAGAACCACUGCCAACGGAUUGCAACGCAUGUUUGUAUCUAGAACGAGUUGAUACUGGAGAAUGUAUCGAGACCUGUCCUGAAGGAUUCAGAGAGAAGGACGGAACAUGUGUCCCAAGAGGCUGCCAGAAAAAUCCGUGCAGGAAUGGAGGAACAUGCAAAGAUCUAGGGGAUGAGAAAUAUGACUGCCAAUGUACAGAAGAUUACCGGGGCGAUCAUUGUGAGAUAGCUGCUCAUCCAUGCGAAUCAAGUCCGUGUAAAAAUGGAGGAACUUGCGAGGAGGAUCCUCAGAAUCUGGGUCGUUUCUCGUGUUCUUGUGCUUCAGGAAUUGGUGGAGAAACAUGUGAAAUUGAUGUAUGUCCUGAUGGUUGGACAGAGUUUGACGGUUUCUGUUACAAUUAUGAUGAAGAACGGGAAGUCCACAGCCUUACAGAAGCAGUGUCAGUUUGCGAAAAGUUGGAUGCAGACGUCCUGGUCAUCAACUCUAGAGAGGAAAACGAAUUCGUAAAGGAUUUGGUUCCUAGUGCAUGGCUUGGGAUGAGGUAUAGCUACACAGAGCGUGGAUAUAGAGAAUGGAAAUUGUUAGAUGGAAAGGAUCCUCUUUUCAAUCUGGCGAAAUCGUGGCCUAUUUCAGAUUAUUACGGUCAGUAUCGGGGAAAUCAUGAUGACAUUUGUGCAAUCGUCAGUCGUGACGAAAGAGUUUGGGAACUUACGCGCUGCUAUUUCGGAGUGGCGCCUGCAGUGUGCAAGCGGCCGGUUGGAGAUCGCUGAUUUUUAGAUGGAGAGGAGAGUAACGUGCGGAGGACUUCAUGAUAUCAAGAACGCCGUGAACUGUAGGGUUUUGAGAAAUGUUGAUCUGAUUUGAGCCUGAAGCUGUUGAGUACUGUGAAUACAAAAUUGUCAUACUCUAAAAGUAAUAAGCUACAGCUCCC
Messenger RNA from Pocillopora damicornis (cauliflower coral), 3309 nucleotides. RefSeq lists its product as uncharacterized. Lineage: Eukaryota; Metazoa; Cnidaria; Anthozoa; Scleractinia; Pocilloporidae. The record is from RefSeq and is a predicted model, not a curated record.